This is a messenger RNA of Gastrolobium bilobum, 963 nucleotides long. Its product is annotated as cytochrome c oxidase subunit 6b-1-like. Gene Ontology annotation, cellular component: respiratory chain complex IV; mitochondrion. Bases 143 to 706 code for a protein of 187 amino acids. The transcript is spliced from 5 exons. NCBI's taxonomy places the organism in Eukaryota, Viridiplantae, Streptophyta, Magnoliopsida, Fabales, Fabaceae. The record is from RefSeq and is a predicted model, not a curated record.
GCGCAUGAGACCACGUGAAACGCAGCACUCAAACCUAACCCAACCCAAAAAACCCAAUUCCGCCUAGCCACUGUUCUCUCGUUUCCUCGUUGUUUUGUCGGCCUCUCUGUUCUUGCAGAGCUGAUCGCUUCCUCUUUCAUCAAUGGCCGAAGCUUCUGAGAAAUCCCCUACUCUAGCCGAGCAAUAUUUUGUGAAGGAGAAACAGGAGAAAACAGAAAUAGAUGCAAAUCCUGUGGAAGUCAAAGAAGUUGAAAACCCAGAGGAGGCUGCUUCUGUUGAGAAAACUGUGGAAGAAACCCCCCCAGUUGCUGAGGAAAGCAGUGAAGUCAUCCCUUCUGCUGAACAAACCACAAUUCCCACAACUGAUGCUUCUGAAGUGAACAAUGAUGCAACGAACAAUGAUGUAAUGACAGAGGAAAGUAGUGGGAAUACUGAAGAAGAAAACGGUGGUGAUCAAGAGGCAGCAAAAGAGACACCGGAAAUUAAGCUUGAGACUGCUCCAGCAGAUUUUCGCUUUCCAACCACAAACCAAACAAGGCAUUGCUUUACCCGAUAUGUUGAAUAUCAUCGAUGCAUAGCUGCAAAGGGAGAAGGUGCCCCAGAAUGUGAAAAGUUUGCAAAAUAUUAUCGUUCUCUGUGCCCUGGUGAAUGGAUUGACAGAUGGAAUGAACAAAGGGAGAACGGAACAUUCCCAGGACCGCUUUAGGUGGCACUUGUCGGAAACCGUCGACCAAUUGAAUUGCUCAAGUCACAUUUAAAAUUGCUAUUCCGCUCCACACAUAAAAUUAUGCGGAGAGAUAAACUCUCAACCCUUUGGGGGGUGUUCAGUGUUACACAUUAAGUUAAUAAAAUCUGUUGGCUGUCUUUGAACUGUUUGAAUACGGAUGCUUCCAUUGCUUAUGACGGGUUGUUUCCUGACAUAUUGGUUCUGUUGAAUGAAGCCUAUCCCAAUUGUAUUCUUUA